Pseudozyma flocculosa PF-1 is the source of this 1710-nucleotide messenger RNA. RefSeq lists its product as uncharacterized. Lineage: Eukaryota; Fungi; Basidiomycota; Ustilaginomycetes; Ustilaginales; Ustilaginaceae. Bases 1 to 1710 code for a protein of 569 amino acids. Gene Ontology annotation, cellular component: membrane; GPI-anchor transamidase complex. Gene Ontology annotation, biological process: protein localization to cell surface; attachment of GPI anchor to protein. The transcript has 6 exons. The record is from RefSeq and is a predicted model, not a curated record.
AUGGCGGCGGAACCGGCAUCAGAGAAGCACAGCUCGCCUGCAAAGGCAACAGCGGCGGCCCAAGAUGCACCACCGCUGACUGCAAAGGCACUCUCGCCCUCGCGGCCCACGCUCUAUGCCAUCUUGCUGGCCGCCUUUGCCCUCCGCAUAGCCAUCUUCGCCUACACCGACGUAUCUGCCCAGCUGCAAUCCAGACCCGAGCUCAGCACACCAGUCAACAGCUGGGGUUCGCUGCUGGAAGCCCACUACCUCCAUCGCAACCCGCCCACCUCUUCCGCUGCCCGCCACGCCCGCCGCCCGCACCUCGAGCACGUCUCGGCCUACCACUCGGGGACCAUACAUCACUCUCCGCUGCUCCUCCCGCUGCUCAGCAACGCUCUAUCGCGCCAUCUUUCCGACCCGCGCGACCUCGUCGCACCUUUGCUGUGGUCCUUGGCAGAUGUUGCCGCCGGCUAUUUCGUCUUUCGCAUCUGCCUCACUCGUGAGACGGCCGCCCUGGUCCGCAAGACUCACCUCUGGCCAUGGGACCGGUCCCGAGCCAAUAGAGCGGCUCUCAUCUACCUCUUCAACCCAUACACGCUGGGCGUCUGUCUCGCCCGGAGCACGGCUGCAAUCGAGAACCUCGCGAUCCUGGCCUCCGUGUACGCAGCAAUGACUGCGUCGGCCCUACUCAUGAGCGUCUCGUGGGCCUUUGCUUCAUUGUUGUCCCUCUACCCGGCGCUGCUGCUGCCGCUGCUUUGCCAGCUCUGCGUCAAACGUGCGGGCGAGGCGGAAUACGAGAGCGAGAUCUCGCACUUCGCCCAAAAGACGGAAGGCUCGCUGGACGUCAAGAGGGCCCGUCGACUGGGCUUCCUGGUUGAUCGCAUGCGAAAAGCCAAGCGCUGGGCGCUGGUCAAGCUGCUCGUCUUGUGCCCGGCCAUCUUGGUCGCCGGUGUCGUCGCCUCCAGGGCUAUCGCGCUCAACCCGGGAUCGAAGCUACCGUUCCUCGAGGCCGUUGUCGAGAGCCUCGCUCGGCCUUGGGAAGAGGGCUGGGAAUGGGCUGAGCGCGUCUACGGCGUCAUCCUCCUGGUCACCGACCUGACGCCCAACCUCGGCCUAUGGUGGUACUUCUUCAUCGAGACCUUUGACCACUUCCGCACCUUUUUCUUGCUCACGUUCAACGUCCACGUGGCGGCCUAUGUCGUGCCGGUGCUGAUCAAGUAUCGCCAAGACCCGCUGUUCGGCCUGACGGUCAUGCUCGGGAUCAUUGCAGUGUUCAAGAGCUAUCCGACGGUCGGCGAUCACGCUCUCUUCCUGUCGCUCUUCAGCCUGCACAGCCAGAUCUUCGAAUAUCUACGAUAUCCGCUGGUCUCGACGCUGCUCUACGCGUACUGCACGCUGCUCUCGCCGGCCUUCCACCAUCUCUGGCUCGUGGCGGGCUCGGGCAACGCCAACUUCUUCUACGCCAUCACGCUGGUGUGGGCGCUCGGUGGCGGGAUGCUGCUGCUCGACAUGAUAUGGGCCUGGGGCCGCGAUCGGUGGGAGCGCGAGAGGCCGCCGAUCCGGUCGAAGAAGGCGGACAGGAUCGCGGCGACGGCAGAGAGCGAUGCGGACGCGGGCGCAGCCCUGACGGAUGACGGCAAGGGCUCGUCUGUGGACCGCGCGUCCGCCGAGGUCACCGCCCUCAAAGAAGCUGCAUCGGCGCGGAGGCGAGUUGUAGUGCAGAUCUAG